GACGUGACGUCAUAAGAAGGCGCCGCAGAGAGCAGACCGAUGGACCCCGUCGCCCACUAGAAGAGACACUGUUUUAACUUCACUGCAGAUUUAGUGGAUCGGUGCUAUGUCUUCGGGGUUGACUGGACAAACACCGUGCCUAACCAGCCGAUGGGACAAGACGGCCCAACCUAAACAAAGUGUAGAUGUGAGGCAGCAGAGGAGUAGUGAAAAUGCGGCCCACUCAUUAUCAGGAGUCGUCAGCACUGCUGGUUCAAACAGUACAGGUUCCCGCCCGCCACAAACGGGAGACAAGCCAGCACCUCAGGGUGGAGUUGAAAUGGCUGCAGCCAUGGCUGCUAAAAUAAAUGCCAUGUUAAUGGCAAAAGGAAAGCUGUUGACUCCUCCACCAUUACUUGCAAAGACUGCUCCAAAUGUGCCUGUGUCAAACGCCGCAGAAGAAAUGGCGGUGACGGAGGUCGACAUAAACGAUGUACCACUAAAUUGCAGGGACCUUCUCACGAAAGGCAAAACACAGGAGGAGAUCCGACAGUGUAGUGGAGCGGUAGUCUCAACGAAAGGUCAUUACAUGCCUGAUCCUGAAAAGAGAAUAGCAGGACAAAGACCUUUGUAUUUACAUGUCCAGGGAAAGAACCAGGAGCAGGUCAACAAAGCUGUGCUGAGGAUAAAGGAGAUCAUUUCUGAAGACCUGUUGAGGGCCGCGGCCGCAUCAGGAGGUCAUCAUGUGCCUAUAAUGCCUCCACUCACACUCUACCCUCAGCCUCCUCGCCUCGUCAGUAACCCAACCGUGCCACGGAUGCCCAACUCCAGCUCGUUGCCAGGACAUCGGCCUGCGGCUCCUCAUUCAGGGAGUUUUGUGCACACAAAGAUUUUUGUGGGCCUGGACCAGUCGUGCCCCUUUUUCAACGUGAACGAAAAGAUAGAGGGUCCUGGAGGGUCCUACCUGAGUCACAUCCAGACAGAGACUGGGGCCCGAGUGUUUCUCAGGGGAAAAGGUUCAGGCUACAUCGAACAAGCAUCAAAACGAGAGUCUUUUGAGCCUCUUUACGUCUACAUCAGCCACCCAAAUUCCGUUGGAUUGGAGUCAGCGAAGAAACUCACUGAGAGUCUGCUGGAAACUGUGAGAGAUGAAAACGCCCGUAUGGUGUCGAAUUACACGGCCACCGGCUCAACACAACCAUACGCAGCACAUGGAUUUCCACCUAAUAGCAAUUACUCUAGCCAGGGGUCCUGGUAUAACUACCCAGCAAAUGGGUAUGCUGGUGGCUAUUCAGCAUACUCAGGAGCCAGUGGUUAUUGGAGUAAUGCAAAUGGUCCCCCAAGUCAUUCUAACAUGUCGACAAACCCUCCAUCUUCUCAGGCAAUGGUUCAGUAUCCGGUGUGUCCUAGGAAACCACAUCCAUAUCUCGUCCAGGAUCCUGGCAGCAGUGAGACAGUGGAGCCUGGAGGAUCGUUAAACAUCCCCCCCGACUCCGGAAGUCCCAGGCGUCAUUUCCAGGAGGGGGCUAAGGAAGAACAGCCUCCCAGCAGAUCUCCAGAGGGUCCUGCUCAUCAAGAGCCUGCACUUCCUGCCUCCAGUGUUGGAGAGGAGAAAGUAGUACAAAGGAUCCUGAUGCCUCCACCGCCGCCUUUCUUUGUAGCUCCUGCCCCCGUUGCACGCAAAAGGCCGAGAGACACGGUGACAGAAGAUCCAGUUGGUGUGCCCGGCAUCCCCGCGUCAAUGGGUGUUCAGGAGGAGGUGAGCGAGAAGAAGUCUAAAGUAGAAGAAGAUGCAUCCGGGCUUGUGCCCUACGGAGGAGACUCCUCUGAUGAAGAGGAGGAGAGGACACGCAGCAGUAAGACUGAUCACUCAUAACCCCCGCCCCAUCCAUCCACCCUGUCCAGGAGACCCACAGACCCAAGGUCUACAUUCAGUAAAUCAACACAAUUCUCAAACUCCGUAAAAGGAAAAAUCCACCCUCGCAUUUUCAUACACUGUUUAAGGACUAAACCAGUGUUUUGCUGUGAUUAAACCCCAUUUAGUUCAAAGAAAAAAUGUCUUAUUGCUGUCAAAGUUUGCAAUAACAAUUCCAUUCAUCAGCAAAUGGUAUUUUGGGACACCUUUUCAAAAACUUCUGGUACCACUUCAUGUCCUGACAUCCAUUUGAGGACUGAAGAAAGGUGAUGACGCUUCAUACUGUCAGGUUGACAAUCAAUCCAAACAAUAUAGCAUUGAGGUAAACGGGCAGACGAUGCAAAAAACACUGGUUUAGUCUUUCAUUAUCACCAGUUUCUGAUGUUUGGUGCUUUCCUGGACUCCUGGAGAAAGGUUUUUCUUUUCUUAUCCCAGUGUAGCUUUUGCUUAGCCUACCUCUGUUUCAGUUUUUCUUUUUUUUUUUUUUUUUUCACAAUACCUUUCCGUAACCCCGCACACAAUUGGGGGGUCACAGAAUGGGGAAAAUUUUAAUCUAUGCCCAUUUAUAUAGCAACUGUAAAUAUAGAGGCCCUGCCAACUAGUUCAUUGUCAUUGUGCAUAUUUGUGUGUAGCCACAUGACUUAAGGUGCAGCACAUCUUGUGGCUUCAUGCUAAUAAGGUAUUUCUCCCUUGUGUUGUAACUGACUUAGUAGUAGCCCUUUUUUAUUCUAUUUAAGUAUCUGACUAUUAAACAUGCACUUACUAAUGUCUUGAAUACAGAGACAUUUUCUGUUCACAAAAUAUCUCAAAACAUUUGCUUUUAACAGUGUGAAAGUAUUCAGGGUGGAUUUGUCCUUUUAACAUAUGAAUACGAUUGUAUAAUAUCUACAAAUGGCUUUAUUUCUUAAAACUUUCCUUUUCAUUUUUAAAAGCAUCUUUUUGUUAAUCAAAAACAAGUCCCUUAUUUCCUGUUUGAAUUGAAACACUUGGUCUGCUGCAUUUACUGAUGCUAUGAAUACAUAUUGUAAAAUUCAGUGAAACGUUUUUCUUAUCUUGGAAAAUGGUGUAUGCCUGUUCCCAUGGAAUAAUAU
Messenger RNA from Anoplopoma fimbria (sablefish), 2985 nucleotides. RefSeq names its product KH homology domain-containing protein 4-like. NCBI's taxonomy places the organism in Eukaryota, Metazoa, Chordata, Actinopteri, Perciformes, Anoplopomatidae. The record is from RefSeq and is a predicted model, not a curated record. The transcript has 14 exons. Gene Ontology annotation, molecular function: RNA binding. The coding region runs from base 107 to 1855 and encodes 582 amino acids. Gene Ontology annotation, cellular component: nucleus.